AACGUAAACUCUGAAAAUACACUCGAAAUCGGUGAUCAAGAAGCUCAAUUAACCAACUUUUCCGCAAUUUAUGGCAACGCAAACAGUCGGUAAGUCGGUGUGAGUUCCAUAACGCGGCCCAAACUCCUCUCCAGUGCGUGAAAAUUUUCUAAAAAUAUCCUGUAAUCGGAUCCCGCGAACACGUGGCAGUGGGUCAUUGUUACAUCGGGGCUUUUGUUGUGAUGAAGGCGAGGUUUUCCCGAUGAGAGAAGAUGUGAUGGGACUAUGAGUCUCCAUCAUCAAGAUUCACCCCCGGAGAGCAUCGGACAAAGUCCUGGCUGUGAUCCAAAAACCGCCAAACGAAACAGUGGUUUAUUUGCUUUCUUGAAAUGGUUUAAGCCCUCCACGUCGCGCGAAUCCAUAGACACGCAAAAUUCCAGCAGCUGCGACAGUUUGAAUUCCACGCAUAGCAGCGGCACCGUGGCGUCCUUCUCCUAUGUGCCCCCGGGGGACUACACCAACCAGGUCGCCGAAAAGUGCAUAGUUCUAGGUCCGGAGACCGACACCUACAAGGCGCGCCUCAAACAAAGGGACAAAAGAAGAGAAAACGACAAGAACGUCACGCUGAGGAAGAAAUACAACCUCUUCUUCAACCGGGAAACCCUGCUGAAAACCGUGAAGAAAGAAGACGACGAGAACAGCAAGAGUUUGCCUCUGAUGACGCGCCCAUCCAUGGACCAAGAGGAAGAAAAGGCCCACAGGAGGACCAACAGCGAGUCGUCCAAAACGAAGAAAGCGGGCGCUUAUUUGCACGUGAAGGGGAAACGCAGAGCGCCGCAGCCCCCAGGUCUCGCCCAACAAAGCUCCUCCACCAUGAGUCUAAGACGGAAGAAGCGUCUAGCGCCUGCUCCUCCCAGCAUCGAGAAAAUCAAAAAUACCCUAGAAAACGCCAACACAGACAUCAUUUUUAACGACUCGUUAAAAUUAGACCACGGGAUUCUAAAACCGGCUAAAGAAGCCACCGAAGACACAUCUUCGGCAAGGUCAAGUUUCGUGAUGGACGCGCCCGUUUCACCUAGACCUUGGUACAAGAGAACCGCCCGCGAAAGCAGCGCCAACAAAAAAGAAAAAGAAUCACACAAAUACGAGCCGGUCGAGCGGCUACCGGAAGUUCAGUACGUUCGGAAUUCCACCAUUGACCUAACUUUAGACGACAACAUCAAAGACAAGAAAAAAGUCGUCGAGGAGAAGAGAAAGUCGGGGAUGUCGUUCCUCACCAACAUCAGCGAGCUCGACAGAGAAGCCUCAGAGAUAGUCAAAAAAGAACACCAAAAAAACGGAAACGAGUUCCAGGAAAUACCGCAGUUCAUGCGACCGAAAGACGAACCCAAAAUAAACACGGACAGUUGGAUAUCGCCGAAGAGACGCUCCGCGAAGGAUCUGAUAGCGAAGUUCAACGCCAUCACCAACGUCACGAGAGCCACAGUAUUCGGGGUGUCCCAAAACCAGAAGAAGGACUACUUCGGGAAAAGAACGAGUCUCUUGAGCGACGACCGCAAGCAAGAGAGCCUCCUCGAGUCGCACAAGAAGCGAAUCGAACAAAUCGACCGAAAACUGAACAACCCGUUGAUGAAAUCCGAAAGCGCUAGCGCCAUCAAACCCAAACCCGAAACCCCAAAGGUUGACAGGAAGAACUGGAAGUGCCCCAAGUGCUCCGUCGAAAACGACUACUGGAGAAUCAUCUGUCACGUAUGCUCAACCAUCAAACCCUACUUCGACGACUUUUCGUCGUCCGCACCCACGAAAACCACCAACGAAGAACCCGUCGCCAAAACCCCAGACAAGGUUUUCGAACGGGCGAAAACCCAAAUCGGGUUUUCGGCUCUCGCUUCCUACAACCUCAACAACAAAAACAAGAAAAUCGAAAAGUCGGUCUCUUUGGACGAAAAAGGCACCAAAGAACCCGACACCAAGAGCGAAGAACGGGAAAAACUGAAGAAAAUGUUGAUCGAAAUGAAGAAUUCGCUCCCGAAGCGAAAGUCGAACAUUCUGAUGAAGCAGAACAGCAGACAGAGCGUGAUUGUCGAGAAUCCAGAAACCGUAGUAGAACCACCUGCAGAAGAACCAAAAACUGAAGACAAAGAAGAGCAACCAAACAAUGAAGAACCAGCAACCAAAACACAGGAGGAAAAAGUUGCAGAAAUCAUAAUCGGGACCACUGAAACCAUCUACGAAAAUAUCAAAGUCAAGAAAAUUGAUAACAGUCCUAAACCUGUCAAAGUUUCAGCUUCCGCUCAAACCAGUUCCGUGGUCAAAAAAAUCCUCCCGACUAAAGAAACCGAAAAGAAGACGAACUUCGAACUGAUGAGACCCAAAGACUUUGAAAAUAUUUACACUGACUCAAACGCACAGUCAGCGGCUCGGAUUUACGCAAAUUUGGCCCGAAACAACGAACUCUCUCUAUUUUUCAACAUGCCUAAACGCUUCAACGAAAUAAAAAAUAGCAUGAGUCAAGCUGAUAAAAAUACGGACACUAUAGAGAUUAAUAGACUGUUGAGGAGAUUGGAAACCGCGAUUGCCAAGGGAGAGUUGACGGAAGCUGCGAGUUUCGCUAAAGAAUUGGCACAACUGAAGGUAAAUUGUUCGGUGAUUAGGCAAAAACCUGCAAACCAAAGUGGCAAAAAACAAGGUUUUAACAUUGAAAUGUACGUGGAAGACAAAAUUUCACAUAGAGGACCAUUUCCUCUUGAAGUCACCCAAAACCAGACCCUUGCAGAACUGAAGAAACAAGUGGAACAAGAGUUUGAGAUUCCAGUGAAUGUGCAACGAUGGAUUCUUGGAAAGGAACUGGCGACCGACGACAGCGCGACUUUAAAAGACCACAACAUCACAACCGAGCGAUGUCCGGUGUUUUUGUACCUCGUCGCCCCAGACCCCAAAACCAUCCCAGACGUUAAAAUCGUUGCCAAUAAAGACCAGGAAGCUCCAAGCACGUCCAAAUUACCAAUAAACACGAAUGACAUCACCGGCGAAGUUAACCGAAUCCCAAAAAUCGUUGAUGUAAUUCCUAAGGUGAUUGAACCAGCUGUGAAAACAGAAACAUCCGAUAAAAGUGCAAUUUUUAAGUCUACGACCACCAUUGACGUAAAACCAGUUCAAAUAAAACCCGAAAUAAACGAGCCGAGGAGCAAUGUCAGACAGGAACCAGAGUCCAUCAAAAAGGAAGAAAAACAAGCAGAAAGUCGCGACGACAUCAAAGCCAACAUCAGAAAAAGCUUGGUGCAGGUCAGGGAGCUAGCACAAGUACAGAGAGUGGAAGCGAAGCCUGAGCAAAACCAAAUACAAAAAAAUGUCGAAAAGGACUUUAGACUGAGUUUCACUGAAAGCGCAGGCCAGAAAGUGGAAGUCAAAACUGAACUUCACGUAAAUGUGACUCCUGUAACCACUAAAAAAGAAAUAGAGCCGAUUCAAAAUCUGGCCCAAGCGGAGGAGGAUUUUGAAGAUUACGAUUCUAAAACCUUGAAGCCACCCAAAGAGUGGGAAUGCCAUUUGUGCACUCUUCUCAAUCCUGUUGCUAGUAAUGUAUGCGCCGUUUGUGCCACGGUGAGACUGAAGGAGAUCGCCCCAGCCGCACCGUCGAAGAAAUCUCUCAAGAAAAAAGCCCCCCAGCCUCAAGCUAUGGGGGAGUCGUCCAAAACUGAUCAAACGUAUUUGCAGCUAGUCAAUUUAGACAAUAAGGAUCUAGUAGAAAACAGAGAACCGUUCGAGUGUGUUGUUUGUUUUAUGGAAAUAGCACCCGGUGAAGGAGUGACCUUAAGGGAGUGCUUGCACCAGUUUUGCAAAAUCUGUUUGGCUCACACUGUAGAGUACACAGAAGACGCGGAAGUCAAAUGUCCCUACCGAGACAACGACUACUCCUGCAACAUAGCGCUACAAGACAGAGAAAUCAAAGCUUUAGUGACCCCCCAAGUCUACGACAAUUAUCUCGCAAAAUCGGUUUCCGAAGCGGAAAACAAAAUCGGGAAGUCGUUCCAUUGCAAGACUCCAGAUUGUAGAGGGUGGUGCAUUUUCGAAGACAACGUGAACGAGUUUAGGUGUCCGGUUUGCAGGAAAUUAAAUUGUUUGACUUGUCAGGCGAUCCAUACGGGGUUGAACUGCAAGCAAUACCAGGAGAAAAUGAAUCAGGAGUCCGAAGUGGACGAAGACGCACGAAGGACCAAAGAAAUGGUCGACGAGAUGGUGAGGAAAGGUGAAGCUUUAACAUGCCCGACUUGCCAAGUGAUAUUAAUGAAAAAAUGGGGCUGUGAUUGGGUAAGGUGUUCAAUGUGCAAAACUGAGAUCUGUUGGGUGACCAGGGGACCGCGCUGGGGCCCCGCAGGCAAAGGUGAUACUUCGGGGGGCUGUCAGUGCGGAGUCAACGGAGUCAAGUGUCACCCACAGUGCAGUUAUUGCCACUAAUUAUUUAUACUCUAGUUUCUUGAGCAUUUGUAAUAUUUUCUUAAGCGAAAGAUAUUUUUAGCGUUUUAUAUAAGUGACUUGUAGAUAUAUAGAUUUUUUGUUAUUUUAAAUGACUGAUGGC
This is a messenger RNA of Zophobas morio, 4558 nucleotides long. RefSeq lists its product as uncharacterized. Gene Ontology annotation, cellular component: ubiquitin ligase complex. Lineage: Eukaryota; Metazoa; Arthropoda; Insecta; Coleoptera; Tenebrionidae. Gene Ontology annotation, molecular function: ubiquitin binding; ubiquitin-protein transferase activity. The record is from RefSeq and is a predicted model, not a curated record. The coding region runs from base 265 to 4437 and encodes 1390 amino acids. The transcript is spliced from 4 exons. Gene Ontology annotation, biological process: protein linear polyubiquitination; proteasome-mediated ubiquitin-dependent protein catabolic process.